Molecule: messenger RNA, 522 nt
Organism: Lathyrus sativus (Indian pea)
Lineage: Eukaryota; Viridiplantae; Streptophyta; Magnoliopsida; Fabales; Fabaceae
Source: the annotation of a GenBank genome assembly
AUGGAAGAAGACGGUUCCAACUCAAACCGCCGCACGUCAGGCCGAACACGAAAAGUCGCCUCCAAAAUGGUCGCCGCACUUGCUAGCUCCGACAACCGCACCCAAGCGGCUCUCGCACGAUUGGAUGCUUUGGAGAAUGAUAAUGCCGGAUUUGAAGUUACAGAUCCCAAUAUUGACGAUGACGAAGCUUCUCUAGAUGACGAUGAUCAAGGAUUUAUGCAGAGAAAACAAUCUAAAGGUACCAAGAGAAAAACAAGACAAGCAAAAGCACUUGAAGCUAGGAAGGCUCCCAGAACGUUUCUUGAGCUCUUACAUGAUGCGAAUUUAGAAUCAUUGCCUCCACAUGUUCCAUCUUAUUGGAAAGCAGCAGUUGGACCUCCAAGCUCAACCGCCCGGCGUCAUUUUUGUACUGUAUGUGGUUUCUCCGCCAAUUACACUUGUGUUAGAUGUGGUAUGCGCUUUUGUUCAAAUCGGUGUCAGAAUGUGCAUAAUGAUACUAGAUGCUUGAAAUUUGUUGCCUAA